GCCAUGGGGUCAACACGGCGUCAGAGAGACUGACCCAGAGUCGGCCAUUUGGAUCCCCAUUGCUAUGAUCUUGCGCCGCACAACCGUCGGGCUGCUGUGCUGCGCUCUGGCCAUUCAGCAGCGAGUGCCACACGCAGCUUCCACAAUGUACUCCGGGAUCUUAGGGCCUCUCACUGGAAAGGUCCAGUCUGCUUUUCAGCCGAGCCGGCCAAGCCAGCGCCCCAUCGCCCCAGAGUAUACCGCAGAGCCAUUGGAAGACCCACAGGUUCGACGGCUCGUGGAGAACGUGGACCCGUCCCUUCGCAGAAACCCGCCCUCCGGGACCUAUGACCUGGUGGUGCUUGGGGCGGGGGUAGCUGGCCUCAUCAGCUGCAUUGUGGGCCGCCAGCUGGGAAGAAAGGUGGCUCUGGUGGAGCAGCACUACAUGGGUGGCGACUGCCUCAACACCGGGUGUGUCCCCUCCAAGGCCUUGAUUGCCGCGGCCCGGGAGGCCGCCAGGCCUGUCCUGCGGGGCGGCGACCUCGGGGUGCGAGUGCCGGAGGUGGCGGUGGAUUUUGAGGCCGUCAUGUCACGCAUGCGGCGAAUCCGCGCUGAGAUCUCGGAGCACGACUCAGUGCGGAGGUAUUCCGAAGACUUGGGGGUGGAGGUUUACUCCGGCGCGGCCCGGUUCAUGGGAAAGCGCCAGGUGACGCUGGCAGACGGCACGGAGCUGGGCUUCCGGAAGUGUAUCCUUGGCACUGGCGCCGGCGCGCUAGUGCCAAAGGAGCUGGAGGGCAUCCCCCACCUGACCAACUCCAACCUCUGGAACUUACGGCACUUGCCGCCGCGGCUGGUGGUGCUGGGGGCUGGUGUCAUCGGCCUGGAGAUCGCGCAGGCCAUGCGGCGCCUGGGCAGCCAGGUCACCAUCAUCAGCCCUUCGGGCAGGGUCAUGCCCAAAGAGGAGCCGGAAGCCGCAGAACUGGUGAGAAAGGCGCUGGACCGGGACGGCGUGAGGCUGCUGGCUGCCAAGCUGCUCAAAGUGGACCGUCAGGUUGCGUCCAAGUCUGAAGGGUCGGCCUUGUACGAAGCGCCCUUUGGCAUGUAUCGCCUGGCCGUGGAUACGGGCAAGGGCGAAGAGACGCUGGAGGCGGAGGCUGUCCUCAAUGCCACCGGGCGGAAGACUCGCACAGAGGGCCUCGACCUUCAUAAGGCCGGCAUUUGCUGUAAUGGCGCCGAGCUGGUGGUUGAUGAGCAGCUGCGAACCACGAAUCCCGACAUCUUCGGGGCCGGGGACGUGCUGCCGGACCGGCAGCGCUUCACCCACGCGGCGGAGUGGCAGGCGCGCCUUGCGGUGCGGAACGCCUUGCUGGGGGAGCGCCUCGACGCCCGCAGGCUCCUCAUUCCGCGGGCCACCUACACGGAACCGGAGGUUGCAGCGGUAGGUUCCACUGCAGAGGAGCUGAAAGCAGCAGGUGUGAAGUUCGAGACCUUCGUCCGACAAGCUGCCGACGUGGAUCGCAACAGGUGCGAUGGCGUGACGGAGGGCUUCGCCUCGCUGCAUGUGGCCCAAGAUGGCCAGAUCCUCGGGGCUUGCGUUGUGGGACCCAACGCUGGGGAUCACAUCUCAGAGGUGACCCUUUGCAUGCAGCAUGGCUUGACGGCUUCUGAUUUGGCCGGCACCAUGCAUCCCUACCCCACAGCAGCCGAAGUGGUCCGACAGGCAGCCCAAGCCUUUGUGCGCGCGCAGAUCUUCCGAGCUGCCAACCAAGACUUGCUGAGGGGCAGCAGCGAUCCCUGCAAUGCUGUCCGGGCAGAAUGCAGUGAAUUGGGCCUUUGCACCAUCAGCAUUGACCGCCCUGAGGCGCUGAAUGCAUGCGAUCAGGCCAUGGCCAAAUGCAUCGUCGAGGCUGCACGUUUGCCGCACGCUCGCGCAUUGCUGCUUCAGGGGGCACAGGCUGGGCAGCGUGGCAAGGUUGCUUUUUGCGCUGGCGGCGACGUCAAAGCCAUGGCCCAGGUGCUGAAAGAGGAUCCCCAGAGCCAACUGCCUGCUGUGCAGCUGGCUCAGGAGUACGCGGCCAUUUCUUCAUUGAGUCGGAGGAGGGCGGAGGGUCUUCCGGUGAUUUGCUUCAUGGACGGCAUCUGCAUGGGCUUCGGCCUGGGCCUGGCUUGCGCCUGCGAGUUCCGGGUGGUCACCGAGCGCUCGCUGCUGGCCAUGCCGGAGUGCGCCAUCGGCAUCACGCCGGACGUCGGCUUCGCGGCCAUGGCCGCCACCAUGGCCGCAGGACGCUGCAUGGCGCUCACCGGCUGGCGGCUGACGGGCUCCGAGGCGGUGGCCUACGGCCUGGCGACACAUCUCGUGCCCUCGGAGAAGUUGGAAAGCUUGAGGAGGAAGCUGCAAGAGCUAGACUUCAGCUCGGGGGAGGAGGUGUCCAGAAUCUUGGACGAAUAUGAUGAUGAAUCCCGUCAACAAGAUGGGGCGAUCCUGUCUGUGCUGGACUCUGUAUUUACGCAAUCGCCAACGGCCAAAGAAGCUGCUAGACAAUUGAAAGCGCUUGGCAAGGAUACUUCGAUCGACCCCAGGGUGCGCGAAUGGGUCAAGGAGCGCGAAAAAGGUUUCGGGCAAGGCUGCCCAUUGACCCAGGAGGUGAUACUACGACUACUUGAAAUUGCGGAGUUCGCAGCCAGGCGGCCUGGGGCUGAUCGUCAUCAGCUUCUGAUUGCCUCGCUGGAGCGGGAUUUUGCCGCCGUCUCUCGGUUGCUUGUUGCGCCUGACUUCAGCGAGGGAGUGCGGGCAGCUCUGAUUGACAAGGACAAGCAGCCUGCGUGGACCGCCAGUCUAGAAGAUGUAGACCCGGCAGAAGUUUACAAGCUUAUUGCGCCCCUGCCGGAUUCGCAGAAGGUGGCAUUUGAUGGGUGAGAAGAGGCACGGUUGCAAGAGGCUGUUGGAAUUGAUGCUCAGUUGACGCCUGUGGCACGCAUGUUUC
Effrenium voratum is the source of this 2963-nucleotide messenger RNA. The record is from the annotation of a GenBank genome assembly. NCBI's taxonomy places the organism in Eukaryota, Dinophyceae, Suessiales, Symbiodiniaceae.